AUGGAGAUGGGUGCGAGGGAUAAAAGUGAACUUCUUGAAGGAAAAGUUGAUUGGAGAGGAAGAAUAGCUACUAAAGAUAAACAUGGAGGACAAGGUCCUUCCUUACUCAUCCUAGGUACAUUUGCUUGUGAGAACAUAGCAUCAUUUGUGUUAGGAGUAACUUUGGUGACUUAUUUCAAUGGAGUGAUGCAUUAUGAUGUAGCUGAUGCAGCAACUCAAGUUACAAAUUACUCUGGAACCAGUUAUAUUUUAACUGUCCUUGUGGCAAUCUUAGCUGACACUUAUAUUGGAAGAUUCACAGCUGUUUUUGUUUCAUGUUGGAUUGAAUUCUUGGGACUAGCAUUGCUAGCAUUUCAAGCACACUAUCCCAAAUACAAGCCACCACUUUGCAACAUUCUUGAUCCAACAUCAAAUUGUGAGAAAGUUGAUGGAAAAAAUGCAGCCCUUUUAUUUGUUGCUCUUUAUUUAGUAGCACUUGGCUCAGCAGGGAUCAAAUCAGCAUUGCCAUCACAUGGUGCUGAUCAAUUUGAUGAGAAAGACAAGAAAGAAGCAAUUCAAAUGUCAAGUUUCUUCAAUUGGCUUUUGUUAGCUGUGUGUCUUGGUGGUUCAUUUAGUACAACAUUUAUUGUGUGGAUUCAACAACAUAAAGGAUGGGAUUGGGGAUUUUUUGUGAGCACAUUGGCUAUGUUGUGUGGUGCAAUAAUAUUUUGUGUUGGAUUACCAUGGUAUAGAAUAUUUGUUAUUAAAGGAACAAGUGCCAUCACUGAGAUUUUCCAGGUGUAUGUUGCAGCCAUAAGAAACAGAAAUCUUCAACUUCCUCAGGACUCGUCCGAUCUCUAUGAGAUCGACGAGGAUGAGGAAGUUGCUAUUCCAACAGAGUUUCUACCUCAUACCGAUACAUACAAGUUCUUGGAUAAAGCAGCUAUUAUUCAAACAUCACAACAACAAUCUAAAAAAGCAAUUAAUCCAUGGAGACUUUGUAGAGUUACACAAGUAGAAAAUGCAAAAAUCUUGCUAAGUAUGGUACCUGUUUUUUGUUGUACAAUUAUUAUGACACUUUGUCUAGCCCAACUUCAAACAUUUUCAAUUCAACAAGGCUUCACCAUGGACACAAGGAUCACAAAUUCCUUUCACAUACCUCCAGCCUCAUUGCCAAUCAUCCCCAUUGUGUUCUUGAUCAUCAUCAUCCCCGUCUACGAUCAAAUCAUUGUUCCAAUCUUGCGCAAAUUUACCGGCAUUCCCACAGGCAUAACAUACUUACAACGAGUCGGGGUUGGCUUAGUCCUCUCCGCUUUAUCUAUGACAGCAGCCUCUAUCUUAGAAGUCAAGCGCAAACAAGUAGCACAGGAACACAACAUGCUUGAUGCGAUUCCCGUGCUACAACCAUUGCCUAUUAGUGUGUUUUGGCUCUCAAUCCAAUUCUUCAUAUUUGGAAUCGCGGAUAUGUUUACCUACGUGGGACUUCUUGAAUUCUUCUACUCUCAAGCACCAAAAGAACUGAAAUCAGUGUCAUCAUGUUUUCUAUGGACUUCAAUGUCAAUUGGAUAUUUCUUGAGUUCAAUUAUUGUGAAAAUUGUGAACAAGGCAACUAAAAAAGUUACAAAUAGUGGAGGGUGGUUAGUUGGGAAUAAUUUUAAUAGGAACCAUUUGAAUUUAUUUUACUUGAUGUUAGCUGUGUUGAGUUGUUUGAAUUUUUGUGUCUAUUUGGUUGUUGCUAGCAAGUACAAGUAUAGGGUACAAAAAAGUCCUAGUGAGAAAGAUGAUAGUAGAGUACAUGCUUUAAAAGAUCGAAACAGUCUCUCUACCUUUUCAAUGUAAGAGUAGGAGUUGAGUUUGAUCAGUAAACACUAUCAGCCUCUCCAUAAUCUCAUUUACGAGAUUUCAAUAAAUAUGUUAUUAUUAUUGUUGACUAAGAUUUAAAAGUGGAAAUUUAUGUUCUUUGCUAUAUAUUAUUAGCAAGGAAAUGAAUUUCUUUCUAAUUGUACUUGGAAAAUUCAGUUGUUUUGGAAAUUGAAAUAUUAGUUCCUUAUUGUUGCUUGACUAGCAAAAGGUCUUUAUAUUUUAUAUUCAAAAAUAUUGAUUGCCAUAUUCAAUCAAAUUGUAUUUCUCUUUAAGGAAAAUUAAAAGAGUAAAUACUAUUUCAAAUUGAGUAACUUUGCGCUCUAUUAGAAUUGUUUUGGUCCAAAUUUAUCUUUUUUCUCAAAAAAAAAGUUUUGUUUUUACCCUUAAUAGCUAAAGAACUUCAAUUCAAGUAUUAUCUCAGACCCCGUCAUUAAAAAAAUAAAAAAGAUAAAAUUAAACAUAUAAAUGAAGUUCACUCAA
Molecule: messenger RNA, 2322 nt
Organism: Solanum lycopersicum (tomato)
Lineage: Eukaryota; Viridiplantae; Streptophyta; Magnoliopsida; Solanales; Solanaceae
Source: RefSeq, a predicted model, not a curated record